Molecule: messenger RNA, 1930 nt
Organism: Hibiscus syriacus
Lineage: Eukaryota; Viridiplantae; Streptophyta; Magnoliopsida; Malvales; Malvaceae
Product: protein FAR1-RELATED SEQUENCE 9-like
Exons: 3
Coding region: 169-1818 (549 amino acids)
Biological process (GO): regulation of DNA-templated transcription
Molecular function (GO): zinc ion binding
Source: RefSeq, a predicted model, not a curated record
CUGAAUCCGCCCCACCCGUUAACCAAGAACAUUAAAUCCUUUCGACCCAUCUCCAAGCUUCGAUUCAAGUUCAUCAACAGCUAGCCAAUUCGUCACCUCUCGGUGAAACCGCCGUGAAAGUGUUCAGCUUUUAUCUCAAUCGGGGCUUAGGUGGGAUUCUAGAGAUAAAUGAGUGCCACAAGACACCGGACCCUAGGGGGUGGGGUUCACCAUAUAUUGGACUAUCUGAGACGAAUGCAAGUGGAGAAUCCUUCGUUCUUUUAUGCAAUUCAAGGUGAUAAUGACCAGACCGGUGGAAACAUAUUUUGGGCGGAUGCUACAGCAAGGAUGAACUAUACUUACUUUGGUGAUACCGUCAUAUUUGACACAACAUAUAGGACAAAUCGCUACAGGGUGCCAUUUGCCUCGUUCACAGGAAUCAACCACCAUGGGCAGCCGGUGUUGUUUGGAUGUGCUUUAAUUCUCAACGAGUCCGAGUCCUCGUUUGCAUGGCUAUUCCAAACCUGGCUUCAUGCAAUGUCUGAUCGUCGUCCCAUCUCUAUAACAACCGACCCUGAUCGUCUCAUACAGACGGCUGUUACGCGGGUUCUUCCAGAAGCACGCCUUCGCUUCAAUAGAUGGAGCAUUUUCAAAGAAACUCAAGAAAAGCUGGCUCACAUAUACCAAUCCAAUCCCACGUUCGAAAUAGAAUUUAAGAAAUGUGUUGACGAGGCUGAGACGAUUAAUGAGUUUGAGUCAUCUUGGUUAUCACUUCUGGAACGUUACUUUGUCAUGGAUAACGAAUGGCUUCAGUCGAUGUACAAUGCUCGGCAACAGUGGGUCCCUGUUUAUUUGCGAGAUACCUUCUUUGGGGACUUCUCUAUAACCGAGAGAAACGUAGGCUUAAACUCAUUUUUUGAAGGGUUUGUGCAUGCAUCAACUACCAUACAGAUGUUGAUUAAACAGUAUGAGAAAGCUGUAGCGAAUUGGCACGAGAAAGAGCUGAAGGCUGAUUAUGACACCACCAACACUUCACCGAUUCUUAAGACACCGUCUCCCAUGGAAAAACAAGCGGCUAAUCUCUAUACAAGAAGAAUAUUCAUAAAGUUCCAAGAGGAGCUAGUCGAGACCCUUGCUAAUCCUGCCACUAAAAUUGAUGAUUCGGGAACUGUCGCAACAUAUCGGGUGGCCAAAUUUAGGGUAGAGCACAAAGCACACACCGUCAGUUUCUUCUCCUUUGAGAUGAAAGCUAAUUGCAGCUGCCAAAUGUUUGAACAUUCUGGGAUAAUAUGCAGGCACAUAUUAGCAGUUUUCAGGGCAAAAAAUGUUCUUACACUGCCUUCGCAAUAUGUACUAAAGCGAUGGACUAGGACUGCCAAAAUUGGAGAUGUGCAGGAUGAACAUGCUUCUGAUUUGCCAAAUAAUUCUCCUGAGUCCUUAACGGAUCGGUAUAACAUCCUACGCCAAGAAGCUAUUAAGUACGUCGAAGAAGGGGCAAAAUCUAUUCAUGUUUACAACGUGGCAAUGGAUGCUUUACAAGAUGCACUGAAAAGGGUUACUUCUAAUAAAAACCAAAGCCCUAUAUCGGCAGAAGAUGGAGCACUUAGCAGUGGACGUAAUCAAGAGUUGCAUGCUGCUGGAAAUACUGAGACAAUGGCAUGCCAAUCUGUGGACGAGAAGGAAAAGAAAGUCCAGGAAUUGUCGACGGAGUUGGAGAACAUAAACCGACGCUGCGAAGUGUACAGAGCGAACCUGCUGUCGGUGUUGAGGGACAUGGAAGAACAGAAGUUGAAGCUGUCUGUUAAAGUUCAAAAUGCAAGGCUUAAUUUGAGAGAGUGAAUGUAAUAGGUAAAAGAAAUGUUGUGAAGAUUAGUAUUUUGAUAGUAUUUUCUUUUAGCUUCUUAGAUGAUUUGGUAUAGAAUUUGAUCAAAUGUAGUUUCAAUUGUAUGAA